Zophobas morio is the source of this 1198-nucleotide messenger RNA. RefSeq names its product ankyrin repeat domain-containing protein 27-like. Gene Ontology annotation, molecular function: SNARE binding; guanyl-nucleotide exchange factor activity. The coding region runs from base 160 to 1146 and encodes 328 amino acids. The record is from RefSeq and is a predicted model, not a curated record. Gene Ontology annotation, cellular component: transport vesicle; late endosome; tubular endosome. NCBI's taxonomy places the organism in Eukaryota, Metazoa, Arthropoda, Insecta, Coleoptera, Tenebrionidae. The transcript has 6 exons. Gene Ontology annotation, biological process: early endosome to late endosome transport.
AUAUAGUUCAGUUGCAUUACAGAUGCGUUUGUUGAAACAUUUUAAUAUAGAGCAGCUAUUUAUCGUCAUUAGUUAUCAGAUAAAGCUUACAUAAAGAGUGAAGGUCGCCUGACUAGUUGUAAACAUAUAAAACAAUGUGACAAACUCAAUCAAAAAAACAUGGACAUUAAGGACCUAAAACACGCUGAACAACUCCUCAUAAAGACAACCCAAAACCAAGAUAUUAAAGAUCUCAUCGAAACGCAACUAAGCACGUGGGUUUUCCCCGAAUUGAGCGACCGCUUAGCCGUAGCCACAAUUAAAAACUUAUUUUACGACCUGUGCAAGGAAAUUUUUCACGACGAUCAAAGCGACAAUAAAGUCGAAGCAUUACAAUGGUUGGUGUUCGACCAAAUCCACGACAUUUGCUUGACAUACAUUAGAGCCCGGUUUUCCGACCAAGAUAAAGCUUUUUUUGAAAAAUGUAGAACUUUGUUGGGGAUCAACGUGUCAGCGGAGCAGUUCGGAGCCAAUGAAAAUUACAGCAUCCCGCUGUCCGCAGCGAUUGUGGAAUUGUCGGUGCUGGAUAAUUACAAAACCCCUGGUGAAAAAAUGAAUUGUUUGUGUACCACGUACGACUUGGUUUUUGCCGAAAUUAAAACGGCGAUGGUAGCGGUGAUUUCGCAGAAUUCUGAAAAGGAAAAUGAAAUUCCCGUGAUUGACAACAGAGACAUUUUGCCGGUAUUGAUGGUCGUCAUAAUCAAAUCUAAGUUGUCGCACGUUUUUAGUAAUUUAUUUUACGUAAAAUCGUUUUAUCAUACAAUGGACGAUAAUCGCGUAAUCAGGCGCCAGUUUUCAAAUUCCGGUCAAUGCGAACCGUACACGUCGCCGGUUCUGAUUGGCUGGAAUUUGAAAAGUGGCGCCAAUGACCGUUGUUUCAGUGACAUUUUUCGUUCGUUUGAGAAGGCGGUGCACGAAGUGGCCAAAACAGACACACGAGACGUGCAACCAGGGGCUGCUAAAAUGAUACAAAGCAUAGAUCUGGAGGAAUACAUGAAGAUAACUCUGUCUGACGAAGAUCAAUCACGAAGAACUCUAGUGGAUGAAGCCAACCACCGCGCGUUGAAUUUAAUAACGAAAUCUACCGUUGAUCACGACUCUGUUUAAUGCGAUAUUUUCUGUAUGUAACUGUGUAACUAAUAAAACAAUUUUAAAGGAA